Messenger RNA from Saxophila tyrrhenica, 1644 nucleotides. RefSeq lists its product as uncharacterized. The coding region runs from base 1 to 1644 and encodes 547 amino acids. Gene Ontology annotation, molecular function: basic amino acid transmembrane transporter activity. Gene Ontology annotation, cellular component: fungal-type vacuole membrane. The transcript is spliced from 4 exons. Lineage: Eukaryota; Fungi; Ascomycota; Dothideomycetes; Mycosphaerellales; Extremaceae. Gene Ontology annotation, biological process: transmembrane transport; basic amino acid transport. The record is from RefSeq and is a predicted model, not a curated record.
AUGGGGCCCUUCGAAGCCGAAGCAAACCACGACCAGGCAGCCAACGAAGAAACAGCUUUGAUAGCAAGCAACGAGCCGCAAUCAACAGCAUGGAAAGCUCCGCCAGGCUUCGUCUGGAUCGAGUCCGCCAUAAUGACCAACGUCUUCUUGUAUGGCUUCGACGGGACAAUCACAGCUGCAACAUAUGCCAUUAUCAGCUCGGAUUUCGACGCCGCGAACACCGCCUCGUGGAUCACAACGUCCUAUCUGAUCACGAGUACAGCCUUCCAGCCUUUGUACGGCCGAUUUUCAGACAUCUUCGGCAGACGUGCUUGCUUCUUUACCGCAACAAACACGUUCGCGUUGGGAUGUCUAGGCUGCGGUCUGGCAUCCAACGUCGCUUUAUUGAACGUGAUGCGUGCGCUGACUGGCUUCGGAGGCGGUGGACUGAUGACGAUGGCGACAAUUGUCAACUCGGAUAUGAUCCCUUUCCGACAACGCGGGAUGUACCAGGCUCUGCAGAAUGGGCUAUAUGGAUUUGGUGCCAUCUGUGGUGCGAGCUUUGGCGGGACAAUCGCUGACACGAUCGGCUGGAGAUGGUGCUUCCUGCUUCAGGUGCCCAUCUCAGUCACUGCUCUGCUCCUGGGAUGGCUGGUCAUCCGGAAUCCUCCGUCCACGACUGGAGUCGACCUUACGGGCGGUUUGAAGGACGCAUGGCAACACAUCGAUCUCGCGGGAGCCUUCCUGCUGGUCAGUGGACUUUCCAUCCAGCUUGUUGGACUAAGUCUAGGCGGCAAUGAGCUGCCAUGGAGUAACCCAUGGGUCAUCAUAUCUCUUGUCGGAAGCUUCGGACUCCUUGCCCUCUUCCUGGUAGUAGAAGCCAAGACCAGCGCAAUCCCGAUCAUACCUCUCAAGAUGUUACGAGGCCAAUUGCCGAUCUCUAUCCAGGUUGCAAAUGUCUGCGCGGGUCUUGCAGCAUAUGCCUAUCUCUUCAUGUUACCCUUGUAUUUCCAAGUCGUACUGAAGGAUUCGGCGACAAAGGCUGGCGCACGUCUCGCCAUCCCAUCCCUAGCCUUUCCUCUCGGCAGUUUCAUCUCCGGCAUAAUCAUGUCUCGCUGGGGGAGACUGAUCGGUCUGGUUCGAGCCGGCUCAAUGUGGAUGGCAUUCGGCAAUGCAUUGGUAGCGACAUUGGGAUUCCAUGAUCAAAGCUGGAAAUACUUUAUUUUCAUCUUUCCGGCCAACAUUGGACAAGGCAUCGUCUACCCUGCUAUCUUGUUCACGAGCUUGGCUGCGUUCGAUCAUGCCGAUCACGCAGUGACCGCUUCGACCGUCUACCUGAUCCGCUCAAUGGGAAGUGUCUACGGCGUGGCUAUCACAUCAGCCAUCUUGCAAAACACUCUCAGCGUUCGACUCCCAGAGGCUCUGAGUGAAAUACCAGACAAAUGGAGAUACAUCGAUGCGAUACGUCAUUCCGUGACUGCACUCAAAGACCUACCAGCCAAUGUUCAACUCACGGCCCGCUUGAUUUAUUACGACGGUAUCAGGUACUCUUUCAUGGCAUCAGCGAUCAUUGCGGCCAUCGGGACAGUGGUAUCGCUGUUGGUGAAAGGCCGAGGACUGCGAAGCACGAGCUCCAAAGGCAAGGAUGCGGAACCAGAAGUCUAG